Eruca vesicaria subsp. sativa (arugula) is the source of this 2203-nucleotide messenger RNA. The record is from the annotation of a GenBank genome assembly. NCBI's taxonomy places the organism in Eukaryota, Viridiplantae, Streptophyta, Magnoliopsida, Brassicales, Brassicaceae.
GGUUUGUAUAUCUUCUGAUCGUGAACUUUUUUUUCUGGCUACUCUCUUUCUCAUGGCUUCUACUUAUAAUCAUCCUAUUCCUAGAAGAUUUAAUGUCUUUUUGAGCUUCAACGAACCAGACGUCCUCCUUUAUAAACCUCUCAGUAAUUUACGCCGACAGUUGAACGACCUUGAAUAUCUUUUACCGCAACGACUCACUGGUGGUGAUGUUAUAAGGUAUCUUAAUUUUCGAGACCAUACAUUUAAAAUCUCCAUUAGAAAAUCAAGAAUCUCGAUGGUGGUGCUCUCGAAGGACUAUGCUUCUUCCAGCCAGUGUUUGGAUGAGCUGUUGGAGAUUUUGAGGUGCAAGGAAGAAAUUGGACAAAUUGUGAUGAUUAUCUUCUACGGAGUAGAUCCAGCUGAUGUGCGGAAACAAUCUGGAGAUUUUGGGAUUGCUUUCACGGAAACAUGUGCUGGAAAAACAAAGGAGAAGAAGGAAAAAUGGAGUCAAGCUUUGACCGAUGCUGCAAAUAUACCUGAACAACACUUCCUUGACAGGGACAAGAAAGAGGAUCUCAUUAAACUGAUUGCCAGAGAAGUUUCAGACAAACUACACGAUGUUGAAGACAUGAUGGUGGGUAUGAAAGCACACUUGCAGAAUAUGCUCCAUCUGUUACAUUAUAAAAAUGAUGAUGAGGCUACGAUAGUUGGAAUUUGUGGCCCUGCAGGCAUUGGUAAGACUACCAUUGCUAUAGCUUUAUAUAGACGCCUCUCUAGCAGCUUCCAGCAUUCUUGCUUUUUGAGGGAUGUUAGUAAAAGAGAUGAUAGGGUUCUUAGCGAGGAUCAAAGGAAGAUGAGACUGAAAGGGCAAAUUAUUUCAGUAUCUGAUCGCAAUGAUAAGAAUUAUAAGACAUCCCUUUUACUUAAGCCCAAGGAAUGGCUAUACAAGAAAAAAGUGCUUAUCAUUCUUGAUGAUGUGGAUGAUCCGAAACAACUUGAGGCGUUGGCGAAUGAAGCAUGGUUUGGUCCUGGAAGUAGGAUUGUUGUAACUACACAAAACCAAGAGCUUUUGCAACAACAUGGUAUUGGUAAUAUAUAUCAUGUGGGGAUUCCAUCUGAUGGAGAAGCUCUCAAUAUCUUUUGUAGAAAUGCUUUUGGGGAGAGCAGUCCACAAAAUGGUUUUCAAAAGCUUGCCGAAAGUGUAAUAGAGCUUUGCAGGAAACUUCCCCGGAGUCUAUCUGUGGUAGGUUCAUUUUUACGUGGGAGGAAGGAAGACGAGUGGAACAAAGUAAUGCGCAUACUAAAAGCUAAUCAUGAUCACCGAAAUAUCGAGGAAGUACUAAGAAUCCAACAAGAAUCAUGGUCGUCUAAGAAAAGUAAAAAUCGAUGGUGCACUACUAGACUGGGCUUUCUCGUCAUCAUCAAUUUGGUAUUGGAGAUUGCAUCAGCGGUUGCAGACCAGCUCUCUUCCAUUCGCAGGCCAUACUUCGCAAUCAUCUCCUUAUUAAUCUCUAUUCUCACUGUUGUCCUCUCCAUGGUUGACCUCAGAUACAAAAUCCGAGCCCAUAAAGCACGUUUCCGAUGCAAGUGGCCCAUACCUUGGUUCUACUAUCCAUCACGUGACUACAAGAAAAUCUUUGGAAAUUUCACGGAUACGGUCUUAUUGUUCUGUGUUAUUGGUCAGCUACUAGUGUCGACCAUCACUUGUAUCUCAAUCCACAGAGGACAGGAGGGUCCCAUCAAAGUAUCACUGUGGCCUCUCUUCUUUGCUAUCGGUAUGGUAAUCUCCAAGUUCGUAGAGAACCAAGCCAAUUUCAAGGACACUCUACCUAUAACAAAAAUGCAGUGAUGAACUCGGAAGAAUAAAGAGAGUAGUCUCUUGAAGAUUUCAGAUUUCUUGGUUUUAAAGGGCUGUCCACGAGAUAAUUUUACAUGCAUGCAGCAAAUGCAUGUAAUUAAUAUCUUUCAAAAAAAAAAAAAAAAAAAAAUCUCUCUUAUCUGGUUUCUGUCUUUGUCAUAUUAGCUUUUGCUUCCGUUAAGCUGCCUGCUGGCUGGCUGUUAUUGUAAUCACAUACUGGUAAUCUUUGUCUUUCUUUACAUUAUCAAUCCAAAUAAUUCAGAGUAAAAAGAGGGCUGUAUUGAAAAUAUCAAGCCCUUGUUCUGUGACAUUGUUUGGUGAGAUAUAAUUAGAGAGAAUCUGGUGAAAAUUGCAAUUUUCUUGUAU